Populus euphratica (Euphrates poplar) is the source of this 2146-nucleotide messenger RNA. Its product is annotated as BTB/POZ domain-containing protein POB1-like. The coding region runs from base 173 to 1828 and encodes 551 amino acids. Gene Ontology annotation, biological process: response to red light. Gene Ontology annotation, molecular function: protein binding. Gene Ontology annotation, cellular component: nucleus. Lineage: Eukaryota; Viridiplantae; Streptophyta; Magnoliopsida; Malpighiales; Salicaceae. The record is from RefSeq and is a predicted model, not a curated record. The transcript is spliced from 6 exons.
AUGUUUGGUAACUAUGCUAGAUCCCCAACUUCACUCUCAAACUAACUUCCUGGUUUCUCACACCCUAACUAACAAUAAAUCCAAACUAAUUAAUUAAAACAAAUCCCCAAUUUGCAAGGUUUCAAAAUCUUUAAAAAUCAAAUGAAAAGCCCUUACAGAUUCUCUCUUUUUAAUGAUAUUACCGGGGGCAGACCUCUUUGAUCCUCGAAUUGACAUGGACUCGUACGUCUCUCCCGUCGAGUCCCGGUUGGACUGUGAUUUCAGUUUCGCUUUCAAUGACAGUAAUUUCUCUGAUAGGGUGUUAAAGAUCGAGAUCGUCGCUGGUUUGCCUGAUGUAAAAUCAGCCGGUGAUGGCUGCUCUAGCAUCACUGAGUGGGCCCGUAACAGAAAGAGAAGAAGAAAGGAUGUUAAGAAAGAUAAAGCCGUGGAAAUCGUGGGGCAAAGUGAGGAUGAGCAGGCACUGACUUGUAACAUUCCCGACACAGAGGAUACUGUGGCCAUGGUUGAGGGGUCUCCUAUAGAUGCUCAAUUGGAUUUUCAUCAACGUGGUGAUGCUGCUGGUCCAAGCAGUGACUCAUCCUGGAGCAUGGAUUGUAAAACAGUUCUAAGAGUUAAGAGUGUACAUAUUAGCUCUGCAAUAUUGGCAGCCAAGAGUUUAUUUUUUCACGAGUUAUUUUUAAAUGGGAUAAAAGAGUCAGCGCAGCGAGACGUUACUAUACAGAUAAAUGCCUCUGAAGAAGAGGCCUUAAUGGACCUCCUCAAUUUUAUAUAUAGUAACAACUUAUCAGCGUGCCGAGCGACUGCUUUGCUGGAUGUGCUCUUGGCGGCCUACAAAUUCAAGGUUGCAUCAUGCAUGAGAUAUUGCAGCAAGUUAUUGCGCGACAUCCCAAUGACCUGUGAAUCUGCUUUGCUCUACUUGGACCUUCCUUCGAGUAUUGUAAUGGCCGAAGCAGCUCAGCCCCUGACGAAUGCAGCAAAGAAGUUUCUAUCUGUGAGAUACAAAGAUAUAUAUAAGUUUCAGGAAGAGGUGCUUAAAUUGCCUUUGGCUGGUAUUGAGGCUGUGCUAUCCAGUGAUUAUCUCCAGGCAGCUUCAGAGGAUACUAUAUAUGACUUAGUGCUCAAGUGGGCGCAUACUCAUUAUCCCAAAUUGGAGGAGCGGAAAGAAGUUCUUGGCAAACGACUUGUUCAACUAAUCCGUUUCCCAUAUAUGACUUGUCGAAAAUUGAAGAAGGUUUUAAAUUGCAAUGACUUUCACCCUGAAUUUGCAUCCAAGGUUGUGCUGGAGGCCUUGUUUUUCAAGGCUGAGACACCACUUAGGCAGCGUGCUCUUGCAGUAGAUGUACCCAAUGCUGUCAAUCGUCGCUUUGUGGAGCGGGCAUAUAAGUACCGACCUGUCAAGGUGGUUGAUUUUGAAAGUCCUCAUCAGCAAUGUGUGGUGUACCUGGACUUGAAGCGGGAGGAGUGUGCACAACUCUUUCCAACUGGUCGGGUGUAUUCACAAGCAUUUCACCUUGGUGGACAGGGGUUUUUCUUGUCUGCCCACUGCAACAUGGACCAACAGGGCACGUAUCACUGUUUUGGACUUUUUCUGGGAAUGCAAGAAAAGGGAUCAGCGAGCUUUGCUGUUGACUAUGAGUUUGCAGCCAGGUCAAAGCCAACUGAGGGUUAUGUCAACAAGAACAAAGGGAACUACACUUUCACAGGUGGGAAGGCUGUUGGGUAUCGGAACCUGUUCGGUGUACUCUGGGAAGCAUUCAUGGAAGAUGACAGCAAUUAUUUUAUUAAUGGCACCCUCCAUCUCAGGGCUGAGCUUACCAUAAGGCAAUGAGUUUUUACCUCCAGGACUCGGCUUUUGCCCUAAGUUGAUUUGGGGUUUUCCUUGCUGGCGUUAUUUGAUCUAUUCAUUCCAGCGACGCUUGAAAGUAAUCUGCAAACUAUCCAAGAUGCUAUUUUGACCUGGCUAGAUGAAUUGUACAUUCAGAUACAAAUCACACUGGGGCUCUCCUAUUAAAAUGCUUUGGCAUUUUCACAUGCAAACAAUCAGGGAAGAGAAAAGAGAUGAAAAUUACCGUUAAUUAUGUUUACCUAGAUAGGAUGCUAGGUGUCCAGUGACAUCUUAAUUACUGGAAAGUUACUGAUUGAGCAA